AUGGCCUCACUUGGAUUUCCAUCCAUAUCCAUACCCAUUCUCUUCUUGAUCACCCUGCUGUCCACUGUACACACAUCUUCUUCUCCUGGUCCAAGCAAGAGCAAUGGUAGCGACACUGAUCUUGCCGUCAUGCUGGCUUUCAAAGCACAGCUCUCCGACCCUCUCAGCAUCCUUUCCAGCAACUGGACUACUGGUACGAAUUUUUGCCACUGGUUUGGUGUCACAUGCAGUCGGCGCCGGCAGCGCGUCACUGCUUUGAAACUGCCAGGCUCCCCCCUCCAUGGAUCAAUCACUCCUCACCUUGGUAACCUCUCUUUCCUCUCCUAUCUCAAUCUCAACAGUACAAAUCUCACGGGAUCCAUCCCCGAUGAUUUAGGACGGCUUCAUCGUCUUAAAUACCUAUAUCUCGGAUUCAAUGGCCUAUCAGGUAGCAUCCCAACCACCAUAGGAAACCUCACAAGGCUUCGUGUUCUUUCCCUAUAUUAUAGCCAUCUAUCUGGUUCAAUCCUGGUAGAACUUCAGAACCUGCAGAGUCUUGGCUACUUCAGUGUCUUCAGGAAUUACCUGAGCGGCUCAAUACCCACCUAUCUAUUUAAUAAUACCCCUCUGAUAACUCACCUAGACAUCGGUAACAACAGCCUGUCCGGACAAAUACCAUCUUGUAUUGGCUCCUUACCAAUGCUUGAGUUCCUUGACCUUCAAGUGAAUCAUUUCAGCGGCCUAGUACCUCCAUCCAUAUUCAACCAUUCUAGAUUAACUCAAAUCUGGCUUGGACUGAACCACAAUUUAACUGGUCCAAUCCCUAACAACGAAAGUUUUAGUCUACCAGCGUUGCAAGAGAUUGGCCUGGAUAGCAAUAGAUUCACCGGUGAGAUUCCAUCGGGGCUCUCCUCUUGUAACUACCUCCAAAGUAUCUCCUUCAACCGGAAUUCCUUCGAAGGUGUUGUGCCAACAUGGCUGGGCAAGCUUUCUCAUCUCAGUUUCCUUUCCUUGGGUAGGAAUCACUUUGUUGGUCCAAUUCCUGUUGCACUUAGCAACCUCACUCAGCUAGGUACACUAGCCAUACCGGCCUGUAACCUGUCAGGAGCCAUUCCAGAAGAGUUUGGACAAUUGGACCAACUCACUGUGUUGGAUGUCUCAGACAAUCAACUAGUCGGACCCAUUCCUGCAUCUCUAGGUAACCUGUCUGAAUUAGCAUACUUGCUUUUAAACAAAAACAUGUUCCUUGGAUUGGUACCAGGAACAAUUGGUAGUGCCAACUCUAUGGUUCGUAUUGAUAUUUCAGAGAACUGCCUAGAGGGGAAUCUUAGCUUCUUAUCCAGUUUUUCUAAUUUUAGAAAGCUCCAGUUUAUUCACAUCUCUUCAAAUAAUUUCACCAGUGGCAUCCCUAACUAUGUGGGGAACCUGUCGAGCCAGCUGCUGAUUUUCAGUGCAUCUAAGAACAAUUUUGUUGGUGAACUUCCGCCUAUGAUUUCAAACCUAACACGCCUUGAAUGGCUAGAUUUUUCAAAGAAUCAGUUGGAUAGUAAGAUUCCAGAAUCCAUCAUGAUGAUGGAGAAUCUUCAGUGGCUUGACCUGGAUGGAAAUCACUUUUUUGGGUCCAUCCCAUCUCAAAUUGCAAUGCUCAAGAAUAUAGGACAUUUGUUCCUCUAUAACAAUAAAUUGUCUGGUCCAAUACCAGAGGGGAUUGGUAACCUGACCAAGUAG
Triticum turgidum subsp. durum (durum wheat) is the source of this 1707-nucleotide messenger RNA. The record is from the annotation of a GenBank genome assembly. Lineage: Eukaryota; Viridiplantae; Streptophyta; Magnoliopsida; Poales; Poaceae.